Molecule: messenger RNA, 3856 nt
Organism: Ostrea edulis (European flat oyster)
Lineage: Eukaryota; Metazoa; Mollusca; Bivalvia; Ostreida; Ostreidae
Product: nonsense-mediated mRNA decay factor SMG8-like
Exons: 23
Coding region: 33-3098 (1021 amino acids)
Biological process (GO): nuclear-transcribed mRNA catabolic process, nonsense-mediated decay
Source: RefSeq, a predicted model, not a curated record
GGCUCGAAAUUCGAAAAAGUAACUGUGAAAAAAUGUCAGCUUUCACUUUUACAGACAAAUUUUUGUUUCCACCUGAUUUCGAUACAUUGAACUUGCCAAACUCAGAAAAUAAAAUCUGUGUUAUAUCCAUCCUGGGAAAAAGUGCAUACCACAUUAACACCUCCAAAGCAUCACCACUGAAUCAUAUUUUGGACAGAGACGUCUUCAAGUGUAUACCGGAAGCUGUAGAGGAAACUGUCACUAAGGGAGAUGUGGAGUGUUUCUUUGAUACAGAGAACCAGGUGAUUUAUUUACACCUGAGAUCUCUGGGUGACGUACACAGAGUGGCUACCCUCUGCCAAAGAUUGAUUUCAGAAAAAUCAUCAAAAGAUUUUUUCUCCAUAUGGCAGAAAGAGGAAUUCAGAAUAGCGAAGAUGCUGCUGUGGAUGUUUGGAGUUUCUCAUUUGUUACUGUUAUCCCAUCCAGGAAGGAAUUUUGAUAUCAGUUUUGUGCGACUCUUCAGAACAUUAGACAGCAUCAGACUGAAAUUACAACACAGUGUGUCGGAUCAACUCCAUGGACUUCCCAUCUCCAAGGACUGGUCCUACAAUGGGCGGCCAUGUUCUCCGAGAGUUCUCUUCGUCUUUGAGUCCUGCUCUUUGGAUUUUAGUGUGGAGGACUCAGAAUCUGGAGCUAAAGGAAGAUCUCAGAAAGGUUCUCCGAUCAAGAAAUUACAACAUGCUAUGGAGGACCAGAUCUACAGAAUACUGAGAAAAUCCAGGGUUAUCACAAAUAUCAGUAACAACUCUCUCUUUGCUGUGCCAGCCAAUCAGGAGUUUGUUUUUAUCCACUCUGAGAAGUCAGAGGUCAUAGACCCAGUUGGUUACUACCUGGAACAACUUCGUCUGAACAGCACCAUCGUGAAAGAUUCUGUUUUCUUGAGAGAGACAGAUUCCCCGAGAAGUCGUAGUUAUCAAAGCAGUAGGAAGAUCAGCCAGGGCAACGGAUCCUCUGGGUCAAGGUCAUCGUCCACAGCAACACAUUUUAAAGGAGGCAACAGCUUCAAAGAGUUUCUAUGGCAACAUAUUGAGAUGGCCUUAGGAAGGGGUUUUGAUGAUAAUGUCGGGAGAAAUCCAGUUCCCUCAUUAUUUGAGACUGUAACAACACAGACUUGGUUUAUGGUGGCUAACCGACUGUAUCAGUUCUACUUCGGCGAUUCCAUUGAUGGGAAAGCCCAGGCUCACCUAAAUACCCUAAAAUCACUGCUGGAGACCGACAUCCGAUUUUCAGAGAAUCGAUGUAACAAAGUUCUUCCUCUGGCGGAAGCUGCGUACCAAGAAAGCUUGCCAACUCACUAUGUUACAAAUUUCCACUUGUCCAAGCUUGCUCAGGCUCAGAGAGUCUUCCACCAGUUUGCCAGGGGACCAGCUUGUGACAAGUAUCUGCAGCAGCUGGAACAAUCAUGCGAGAAGUUCUGGAGAAAUGGUCGACAGCUGUGUGAGGAAAUCAGCAUCUUGUCUAACCACUGUGUUAAUCCCCUGCACAAACUUCCAGAUGACCCAGAAACUGAUGAAAAUAGACACUUACCCACAAUGCCUCACUCUAGUCAACUGAAGACCAAAGCUGCCUGUAACUGUGGCAGAAAGCAGACAGACAAAGAGGACCCAUUUGAUCAUAAGUAUGCCAACUUUGAUUUUUUUGAUGCAUUGGUAUCAACUUGUUGUGGAGAAUUAGAGCAUUUAGAACUGCCGGUGUUUAAACCCAGUACAUCUGAUGCUAAGGCCAGCCAGGUGAAUAGGACUACCAGCAUAGAGGAAAAGGGAGAGAACCUAAUUAAAAAAGAAACACUUAAACAUGACAUUGUUACCGGGAUGGGGAGUUUUAGUCUUGCACUCAGUCUAGGUCAGUCAGGUGGAAGUGAAUUUCUCCCUCACCAUGACCAUCAUAGUGGAGUUAGCACCACAGAUCACUAUACCAGUCACCAAAGUGACCACGGGCUCGGGACAGACGAACAUGAGGAAGGCUCGGAUGCCCCAGUGGAAGGUGGACACAGUGUGGAGACAGUGGAGGAGGAGGAAGAAGAGGAGGAAGAUCCACAGGAAGAAGUGGAACACAGCCCAGAUAAAGAGGAAGAAAGUGGAAUAAAACCAGAAGUAGCUGAAUCUCAGAAACAGGAAGACUCACCGAAAGUAGAAGUGGAUGUGAUGCCAAGCUCACCCAAGCAGGAUCCAAGUUCUCAGAGGAUGGAACCGGAGAUAACGAUUAAUUCUCAAAAGUCAGACACUGAGACUUCACAGAAAGAUGAGACUUUCCUUGGAAAACCAUUACUUAAGAAAGUGGUAGAGCUGGAGGAGGCCGACACCAUGAGACAGCACUCUACGACGGAGUACCUGUAUGGAAUGAUCCACUCCGAGUCACCCCCACAUCUUCUCCCCAAGUUUCCAUCCUGGAAUAUGUGCUGUCUAGGAAAGUCCAGCUUAUAUAACCACGCAUCAGGACUAGAAUUGCCAGGAUUUUUACAUGGCAGUAACUUCCUGUUGCCCUGGGACGUCACUGUAAAGGCUGAAAAGGACAAAUGGCCAUCGAUAGGGGAAACCACAACAUCAAGAAAGGGGAGACAGAAAAAGAAUAAUAAAGAUGUAGGUGAGAUGAACUUGAGGAUCUUUCUGGGAGAUGAAUAUGAAUGCCCCCGAGGACACAGAUUUUUCUGUAGUGGUCCAGAAAAAGUCAUCAAAGUCUCGAGUUCAAGUACAGUCAAGGAUAAUGCUGCUAAACUGGUCAGCCUAGAUAUGCCUCUUUAUUGUCCCUGUCCUCAGUGCAGAAGCACGAAAGGUUAUGUAGCCCAGUUGAUGCGACUGUACGUCUCCACUCCAGAGGGACCACUGAGGGUAACAGUGGACCCACACAUACAACCCACUUCCCCACCAUGCCCAAUCUUUACCAUGGGAACGGAAAACCCUGUAGAACUUCCCGCUGGAUCUCUGUGGGUCAUAAGACUCCCACAUAUCUACAUGGGUGACCAUGGAGCGUAUAAUAUGCCAACAGACUCCCAGCACAUGCAGUGCUGUCGAAUGCUGAAGGGCGUGUUCAGCUACAGAGACCUGAACAAAACUUCAUGAUUCAUUCUGUGUAGUUCGUAAUAGAUGUGUACUUUGUGAAUAUUUUGUGCAAUAAAAAUCUACUGAAACAGUUUACUUUGGAGAAAUAUACUAGUAAGUAGUCAGUGAGACAUGGAGAAACUUGGCGUGUUUCAUACCGAUUGUUAGGCUGUUCUUGGCACACUGAUUUUGACUACGGAUUACUCCAUUUACCUGAUCAAGAUAUAGGGCUCACGGCGGGUGUGACUGGUCAACAGGGGAUGCUUACUCCUCCUAGACACCUGAUCCCACCUCUGGUGUGUCCAGGGGUCCGUGUUUGCCCAACUCUCUAUUUUGUAUUGCUUAUAGGAGUUAAGAGAUUGAUCUGUUAUCAUCACUUUUCAUACAUCUCUUAUAACUGACGGACACAAAAUUGAUAUGCAGCAAACAACUUGACAGAAAGUGAAUACGUAUUAAUAUGAUGAGUAUGUGGAUAGAAGUUGUUUGAUGCUUUAGAUGUAGAAUAUAUACCUGUACAUGUGGUGGAUGUCCAGUGUGUUUCUGUUACGUGGAUUGAUGACAGAUAUCUACAAGUCAGCAUAUUCAUAGGAUUGAAAUGUCUCCUGAAACAUGUAACUGCACACAAAAUUUUCCCUAUUUUCUUCAGAUUAUUUGGGAGUAUCAAAACUGUUCAGCCAUGCAGUUCUGUAUUAUUUACAUGUAACUUUUUAGCCCUUCAACAGGUUACAUAAAAUAAAACUUCUCUCUGUGAAAAAUGUUUAUUAAAAUGUGUCACACAG